Messenger RNA from Lindgomyces ingoldianus, 2088 nucleotides. RefSeq lists its product as uncharacterized. The record is from RefSeq and is a predicted model, not a curated record. The coding region runs from base 1 to 2088 and encodes 695 amino acids. NCBI's taxonomy places the organism in Eukaryota, Fungi, Ascomycota, Dothideomycetes, Pleosporales, Lindgomycetaceae. The transcript has 14 exons.
AUGAAGCUACUACAGUACGUCCCAAAAGCCCUACGGAUCUACGGUGUACGUACUGUUGGCCACGCUGGCUCCGGAGAGCUCCGAGGAGAAUAUUUUGCGAAGAGAAGCUACUCCUACAUCGUGCGACACUUCCGACCGAGGGCGUGCAACAAAGAAACUCAAGACUUUGCUGAGCGUCGCUUUCCAUUUUUGCAAUAUUUCGGCCCAAAAAGAAUAGAGCAGAAUGUGGACCGGUUCAGCCUGGGAUUUGGUCAAUCUUUUCAAGACUUGUUUUUGACAAGAGCAAAUGCUAAUAUCAAAUUCCAGUACGGCGCAAACUUGGAAGUUAUCAGCCCCAAAUCCUCCCAUACACUAGCGUUGAUGAUAUUGAAGAGGUUCUCGUUCAUCAAGGACAAGAGCUGGCCUAACUUGGGGUGUGAUUUCGAGAGUGCCUCCAAGGCUAGACUUUGCACCAGUGUCCCUGGUGAGAUGGCCUAUUACGAGAUCAAGAAGCUCAACAGCAAUAAGGGACUCACGCUUGAGUUUGCCCAAGAUGCCGGUAUGAAAUGGCUGAGCUUCGACAAUGAAGAGUUGAUGGCGAAGAAACUUGAAUACGCUAACGAUUGCUGUUUCGACGGAAAUGUAAUUUGGUUAAUCGAUUUAACUCUGGUUCUGGAAGGUAUGUCCCCAAUCUUGGUCAACAUUUAUGACAACUCCGGCCCUUUUCCGUCGUCGCCGACGAUCUCCUAUACUGAAACUAUGAUAUUUAGCUGCUCAACAACAAUUCCCAGCAGCUAUUUCGGAUCCUCGCGGACAGUAAUUCCAACACCUAGCACUACCUUGUCAGGGAGCUCAUUAAACAGAACCUCAACCUUCCCCUUCUGCUCAUCAACUACCUCGCCAAUGGGAAUUUCAACAAGUUUGUCAGCAGAAUUCUCAAUCUCCAGCCUGGGUUCAUCAGUUGGCUUAUCGAUGGCAAUUCCGAGCACUGCCUCUGAAAGUUCGCCAACAGGGUCUCCUACGCCUACCACUGCCUUGUCAAGAGACUCGUCAACCCAACCCUCUCGUCUAGCAGCUACCUCAUCCUUUACGCUAUCUUCAUCAGCCAGCUCAUUGACUGAAAUAUUAUCAUCGAUCACUGCAUUUCACGUUCAUAAUCCCUCCCAGGCUACCUACCCUACUUCUAGCUCGUUGGAUGGAAUCCCAACGUUAAUCACUGCAGACAGUGAGUUUGGCGUUUCCAGUGCCUCCACCAGAGCUUCUACCACCGAAAGCAACGACGAUAGGCUACUAGAAGUGUCUUCUGCCGCUCCAAAUCCGGGGUCGACUGAAUACCGGCAUUCAAUGUAUUCUACCAUGCACUCUUACAGGUUUAGCUUCUUUCACGUCCUAAGGAAACUUACAGACGAGAGUUCAGUCAUCUUUGAGCUCGUUCCGAGCAUUACUCCUCCCCCGCUUCACAUAUCCCUCGGCUGUAGACUCCGGCCCUUCCUUCCAAGCAGUUAUCCUUAUGGUGCUUUGACUGUCUCCUCUGCUUUUUCUUCCUUAAAUUCAGCUCAGCUGCGUUUGCUUGGUGGAUGCGGCGAAUUAUGGAUCAUCCAUCUCAAGCUAACUGUUCCUGCCCCUAUCCCAACUGGCACCCAGGGCCGGAUGGUGGCUAUCCUACCGAAACCCCAUUAUGUCAUUAUCCACUUGGAAUCGCUUUCAGCGUCUCCCCAGCACCAUCCACCACAACCACAGUGCCUGUGGGAUGCGCACCGGAAAACAUCUUUGGUCUUGAGUAUUCAGCGCACUGGUGAUCCAGAGCUACCUACCGAUCGAGCACUUCUACUGAAUCUUGCACCUCAAAUUGUGGGGUUAAGAGCUUUAAAGAGCUCAGGCCAGUGUCUGUUUCCAAGCGUUAGUACACCUAAUCGUACGGUACUACAGUACAGAGAAUUUUGGGCCGUGCGCCAACCGUAUGGAAGCAUUGGAAUGGCGGCUUUUGGACGGAUCUUUGACUAUUGUGGUAAGAUGCUACAGGCAGGCUCCUCUGAUAUUGCGCUUUUGCAGAUGAUUUUCAGUAUAUUUCAUCGGGAUGUCAUCCGACGGAACACCAUCAGGAGAUAG